Mizuhopecten yessoensis (Yesso scallop) is the source of this 10400-nucleotide messenger RNA. Its product is annotated as CDK5 and ABL1 enzyme substrate 1-like. The transcript is spliced from 14 exons. Lineage: Eukaryota; Metazoa; Mollusca; Bivalvia; Pectinida; Pectinidae. Bases 84 to 1652 code for a protein of 522 amino acids. The record is from RefSeq and is a predicted model, not a curated record. Gene Ontology annotation, biological process: regulation of cell cycle.
UGUCAAAACGGAAGAUGUCUUUUCUUCCUCUCUCGUAAAAUCUCGCAGUAAUUCUCGUUCCAAACGAGAUUUGUCAUCGUGCAAUGGCGACUGCCAACAUGAAAGUUCAUAAACGUCGAUCUCGUCGAAAAAUAGCCGCUGUAAACUUUCUAUCGAAUAUAUCUCUUGAUGGAACACACAAAGAUACUAAAUAUGCAAUGUUCAAUAGAAAACACCAUCGACUAAAAGAUGAAAGCGUCGAAGAAGUCAACAAUGUAAAUGUAAACACAGCUGUCUCAGGAAAACAGAUUUUGGACGAAGAAUUGUGUGAUGAAGAUAGUGUCGAUGGGACUCGAAGUUUGGUACCAGUCGAUACGCAAUCGGCGGGUACCCAGCACGUUGUGUCUGUGCAGAUAGAAGUUAUUCCUUCCGAAGGACCAAGCGUUCCUCCGGAACCAACGUUGUCUAUGAUAAAUGUCACUCCUACUAAAAGAUUUGCACGGUCAGGAUCCUAUUCUGGGGAGCACGAGAGACUGGCCAGGAGGAAUCUGAUGCAGCCCCUGAAUGACUCACUGGGACUGAUGCAAUCGGACAGACAGCUUGACAGAUGUAGAAGAUCAAGUUCCCUGUCAAACGAAUCCUGUGAUUCUGCUCCCAGAGAUGGAACCAUCAGAUUUAUGUCCCCAACUGACAGCAAGAGAUUGGCCAGGAAGGGGAGGUUGUUGCUUGUCUCUAAGAGGAAGAUCCCCAUUGCAGUUUGUUCCACUUUACCUUACAGUCGCAAUAAGAUCCAAGGGAGGUCUGAUGAGGACAUCCUGAUCACCAGCAUCAAGUCUGCAGUUGAGGGACAAGUUCCCAAGGGGCUCCAUGCACUUGUACGGGUCGAUGAUGGACAGGAUAUAUCAUACAGUGAACUUCUAGUGGCCUCCAGAGACGGCCCUCUGCGACGGAGCAUGUCGGAGCAGGUCCCGCUAAACAUUCCAGACACCCCUCUGGCUACAGUUCUAAAACAACACUAUCAGUCAUGGGGUAACUGUCGUGAGUUUGGUAGAAGUGUGUCGUACGAUCCCACCCACUUACAUCGCUCGUCUGUCAUAGCAUCUGGCCUACACAGAGUACCAGAGGAAGAGGAUGAUACACCUUAUGACCCUAGUGCACUUGAUGACCCGGAGCUUCAGUCUGGUCGGUACAGAAACCUGCUCAGACUCACUUCCUAUCUGACAUCUGUCAUUGACUAUGUCAAGCCAUCAACAUUGAAGAAGGAACUAAAUGAGAAAUUUAAAGAAAAGUUCCCUAACAUCCAGUUGACCCUUACUAAGCUGAGAAGCUUGAAAAAAGAGCUACGAAGGAUAGCUGCUGUAAAGUGUGGACUGGACAUCUGGGUUGUAGCACAAGCCUAUGUGUUUUUUGAAAAACUUAUUCUAAAGUUGCAGAUAAACAAACAGAACAGGAAACUGUGUGCAGGAGCGUGUCUGAUGCUGUCCGCCAAGCUCAAUGAUGUAAAAGGAGACCAGCUCACCAAACUUAUAGAGAACAUAGAAGAUGGCCUUCGUGUAAACAGGAAGGAGCUGGUGAGUUUUGAGUUUGCCUGUUUGGUGUCACUGAAGUUAGCUCUGCAUACAUCGGACCAAGAGAUUUUCCCCCACUACCAGCGACUAUUGUAUCAGUCCUGACCAAGGCUUCCACAACCACAGAUAGACACACCCACUCUCUUGGACCACACUCUCAAAGAUUGAACCAACCAAUUACGCUGACAUAUUCCUUAUAAUUUACCAAAAAAGGCAAGACUUCAUAAAAAAAGACCUACCCACUUGGACCACACCCAUAAAUGUAACUUUUCAGUCCAUACAUACUAAAACUUGUUGUAGGUUUUAAUUGUUUUGAACAAACCAAAAAAUCAACUUUUUUAAUAUCUGAUUUACAUAUUAUGAUUCAGAUUAUUUUUCAUGACUGCUGAACUGUAAAUAUCUGCUGUUAUGGGAUUGCUCAAAAAUGAAUUCGGACAAUCUAUUCUACCAUGUAUUUUCUUGCCAAUGCUAGGCUCGUUUGAUAGAGCUGUGUGGGGAGGUCUUCAUACAUCUGGGUGUCUCUACACUCUGUGGUUUCCCUCUAAUAUGGAAGGAAAGCCUGUGAUUUUUAAUAGAUAGGAGACACAGUAUAUUAGAAAUUUGACACUGUAUUGAAAAUUAAUCAUUAUUGCAAGGACUCUUUUUUCCUGUUUGAAUUUUUAUGCCACUGUGAACACUUGCUUUUGUGAUAUUUUGCAAGUUUUGUCCAUUUUUAUAUGAAAUCAUCUUAAAUGUUUGAUUUGUACAUAGCUGUUAGCAUUGCUGUUACUGUACAGAUUGAUUGAGCCUUUGGCGAUAAUUUUUGGUUGGAAUCGUGAAUUGAGACCAUUAUAUUUUGAUUUUGGUAAUUGACUUGAGGUAUUUUUGGAAUAUCAUGCUGUAUAGCAGGUGUGUGUAUUACGGUAUGUUUUAAUACCUGAUGAUCAUUACAUUUUUUAACAUGUUAGACUAUUAAAAACUUAUUGAUCUCACUGAGAUGGCAUUGUAAACCUGUCGAGUUGAGAGCAGAUUUUUACCAUAUCAUAAAACAUCUACAGUUUAUUGGUUCACCUACUUGAUUAUAUUACGCGUAAAUUUUAGGUUUGGAUAAUACUUGUAUCUGAUGGUCAAACAUUAAAAUGUAUUACUAGUUUCACCAAUCAAAUGUAGUUCAUAGCAUAUAAAAUGGAUUUUAAUGUAUUAUGAUAAAUAUCUGGGUUUAAUUUAAGAUGUUGACUUGGUGUGAAUUGUUGCGAUCACAUACGCUCAAACAUAUAAUGGGAAAUUGUAGAUGCGACAAGGCAUUUCCAGUUCAUGCAGGCUAACUACUGAAAAUAUUGGAGGUUAAUUAAAAGGACCAAUUACAGACAUGUACUGGUAACAGCCCUGAUUUCUGUGUGUGUCCUGUAGGAUGUUGGUCACUUCACAGGUGUGCAUCAUCAUUUUAUACUUUGACAGUCUCACAUUAUGAUUGAUUGUUUUCGAGAAUUAUCUAUGUGAAAAUUUAUUUAGAUACCAGUAGGCAAUCAACUAUAACAAGCAAUAUCAUGUACAAGUUAAUAAAACUUGAUUGCAUCAUAAGCACCCUGUUACAGGACAUCUAACAAGUCCUACACUUGUUGUACAGGUUAUUACAUAAACUGGCCACUUACUUAAACUAUAAAUUAUACAAACAAUACUCGUUUAUUGGUUUUUCUGAUGUGUUCCUUUGUCUAGUGUAUACUUCCAAUGUAAAAAUGUUUUUAUUUAAGUUAUAUACAAAUUUGAUCAGUUUUUAACCUGCUGUUAUAUUGUCUUUAUUGAAGCUGGAACUGACUACCAUAUUGUCUGUAUUGUGGCUGGAACUGGCUACCAUUUUGUCUGCAUUGUGGCCGAAAUUGGCUACCAUAUUGUCUAUAUUAUGGCUGGAGCUAGCUGCCAUUUUGUCUGUAUUGUGGCCGGAAUUGGCUACCAUAUUGUCUGUAUUGUGACCGAAACUGGCUACCAUAUUGUCUGUAUUGUGGCUAGAACUGGCUACCAUUUUGUCUGUAUUGUGAUUAGAACUGGCUACCAUAUUGUCUGUAUUGUGGCUGGAACUGGCUACCAUAUUGUCUGUAUUGUGAUUAGAACUGGCUACCAUAUUGUCUGUAUUGUGGCUGGAACUGACUAUCAUAUUGCCUGUAUUGUGGCUAGAACUGGCUACCAUAUUGUCUGUAUUGUGUCCGGAACUAGCUACCAUAUUGUCUAUAUUAUGGCCGGAACUGGCCACCAUAAUAUUGUCUGUAUCGUGGCCAAAACUAGCUGCCAUAUUGUCCGUAUUGUGGCUGGAAAUGGCUGCCAUUUUGUCUGUGUUGUGGCUGGUACUGGUCGCCAUAUUGUCUGUAUUAUGGCUGGAACUGACUGCCAUAUUGUCUGUAUUGAGGCCAAAAAUGGCUACCAUAUUGUCUGUAUUAUGGCUGGAACUAGCUGCCAUAUUGUCUGUAUUAUGGCAGGUACUGGUCGCCAUAUUGUCUGUAUUGUUGCCGGAACUGAUUGCCAUAUUGUCUGCAUUGUGGCCGAAAAUGGCUACCAUAUUGUCUGUAUUAUGGCCGGAACUGGCUGCCGUAUUGACUGUAUUGCAGCCGGAACUGAGUUCUAUACUUUCUGUAAUGUAGUUAGAAUUAGUUACCAUAUUGUUUAUAUAACAUUUAGUCAAGAUUGUACAAUGACAUGCUUUUUCAAUACUAGUCGAAGACUGUGCUUGGGUGUUAUUUUAUUAAGCAGUAUUAUUUAUCAUAAAUAUGAAGCAUUAAGAUGUGGUAUUUCCUGCUGAUAUAUAAUCUUACCACUGCUUCAUCUGAUUACGUGAAUUGAGGUAAUUCAUCACGUAAAGGAAAGACCAAACAAGUUUGUGUAGUUGUCAUGCGAUCUUUUUUGGGUCAAGUGGCACCAUGUCAAAAUCUGACACCUUUUAAUGGUUGAAAAGGGUUCAGUGUGAUGUCUUGGUUUUGACAAAUAUUCAGACUAUAUUGUCUGUUCAAUAUUGGCUUAUAUAAACUUACGGACCGGUAUCAAUUAUAAAGUGUUGCAUGUAUCUUGAAAUACUGAAAGUUUUGUUGAUAAUAGACUGGUUUUUCAGCCUUAUGGAAAACGGAAUAGGAGGGAACCAAGGUAAUUGUCUGGUUGACACAUGGCUCUGGCUAAAAUAGUGGUAAUUUAGUAUACCAGGCCAUGUGUUCCUUUAGUUAGCUGGAUUAGAACCAAAGCAAAUUUUGUAUCUCUUGCUGCAUUUAAAGUUUAAAUAUAUGAACAUUUCAUAAGCAAAAUCUAUGAAUAUUAGUGGAACUUUUUUAAUCUGAGCAAUUAUUUUUAUUUGCAAUUUUCAAGAUUUAUUGCCAUAUGAAUGUUGCCAUAUGAAUGUCUAUGUCAGUUGUCAAAAUUUUGUGUUUAUAUUCAUUAAGAUUGACCAAAUCUAAUUUGUUAUGAACAGGAUUGAUCUAUGUUAGGGGUAUUUGUUAAUGAUAUCCGUCAUCUUUCUAUUCUCUGCACAUUUUAUAAUUUCAGAUAUAUGCCAUAGUGAUUGAGAUAUGCAUUUAUAUUAUUUGGUAUUGUUUAUUUGAUGAUGUAUGAUACUGAUUGAAUUACAAAUAUGAAGUAUUUCGUCAUUACAGUACGGCGCAUCAGCUGUGAAUCAGUAGCUAUACCUACUGUCCAACGUCAUUUCAAGUUCAGUGUGAUAUGAUCUUGCUUCACUUUUUUAUGCUCCCGCCAAAACAUUUUUGGGGGGGGGGGGGGGAUAUACAGAUAGUGUUGGCCAUGUCCUUGCCUUCCUGUCACAUUGAUUCAAUGUAAAAUGUAGCCACUUCAUUCUAUGACAGAUUUUCAUCAAACUUUAUGCAAAUGUCAUAAGUAUGCAACACAUCAGAUGAUUUCGUGUUUAAGGAUUCCAAGGUCAAGGCCAAGGUCGCCAUUGCUUUUUAUAGAAACUCAUCAACCAAUUCAGUGCUUUCAGUUCACCAACUUUAUUUCCCGAUGGAUAUUGAUCAACUUUUAUACAAAGGUCAAGUAUGAGAAUACCGCUGACAUCUGUGUUUUAAGGCUCCAAGGUCAAGGUCAUUGUUGAUGUGUAUGUAGAAAAUCAUCAACUGAUUCAUUGUCCUCACUCUAGCUAAUUUGCUUAAUAAAGUUAUAAUUAUUAAAACGGACAAUCAUCACAAUGUCACUUGUUUUAUAUCUAGAUACAUUAGACCUCAUCAUUGUCUCUUCCAUAUAUGACACUGUUUAAUUUAGGGAGACUUACAAAACUGGUUUAUGCAUACAAUUUCAUAGAGAUGUCAAGAAUAAAGAGAAAGUCAUUGUAACUAUUUAUAAAACAUUACCAAACACUGAAAUUAGUUUCACAUGGCGACACGGGCAUUCAUGUCUUACGGACAUUUUCUAGUUUAUUUUCAUUUUUGAAAUUGCAAUUUCAUGAUUUAGAUCUUCAGCAUAACUGAAGAAUGUAUUUGUUAGUUAAUCUUGUCCAAAGGACCAAGGUUAGCUUAUGCUGUACUGUGGCCUCCAUUUUCCAUGGGUCACGAUUCAACCCCUUCUUAACUGCUGAUUGGAAUUUGACUACUUCUCUAAACUAAGUGAUGGAUAUCAACCAUAUUGGGUUAGGAACAUUCUCAGGUGUUGGGGAUUCAAAAUGUAUACCAGUUGAAGAGCUAACCACAGGUCUGAAGGAUGUUGCCAAGAAAAACUUUAUUUGGACACUCUCGAGAUCCCCACACUAAAACCAUGUAUACAUUUGCUGAGUAAAUAGAGAUAAACACAGUCAUAUAAUAAGGAUUGACUCUGGGGUCUGGCCCCACACCUAGAAUCUUAAUUCCUAGGCAGUAACUUUGAAAUAACUUAGAUCCCCGCCCCAUAACCACAUUGACCAUUGCUAGGCAUAAAGAGACAAACACAGUCAUAAUAUUAGAAUUAAACCUGGGGUCUUGCCCAACCUUUAGGGACUUUAUUCUUGGGUCAUGAUUUUGAGACAGUUGAGAUCCCCACCCCAUAAACCCAUAAUCAUAUUUAUGCAAUUGAUGGGCACAAAGAAAAAAAACGACCAUGAUAUUAAAAUUAACCCCUGGUUCUGGCCCCACCCGUAGGGACUUAAUUCCUGGGCAAUAACUUGGAAUGGUUGAGAUUUCCAUCCUUUAGCCAUAUAUACCAUUGCUUGGCAUAAAGAUCCAGGUGAGCAAUACAGGCCCUCUGGGGAACUUUUUACAAUUUAUUAUAUAUAUAUAUGAAAUAAUUAAAAUUUCCUACGUGUUACCUCAGACUUAAAAUGUUAUCAUGGCAUUAGUUGCAUUGAUAUUGUUGAAUAUUGAAUAUGAUUUACAUCUGCUCUGAAUCAUACUUCAUCUGCAUUUCUUUAGGAGGAAAAUGUGUAUGCUCUACAUUUGGUUAUACCAUCAGAAAGGGUUGAAGUCGAGAAUAAUCUGAUUAAAAAUGCUAGUGUGUAGGUUGUAAAUAUUUAAUGGAUAAAUUCACAGCCAAGUUUUGUUAGACACUUCAAAAUUUAAACAAAUUUCUCCUUUUUUCUCACAAAAUAUGUACAGACUUUUUCAGACGACAAUUUUCAAUGACGGAUAUAUAUUUUAAAAUAUUGAAAUUUAACUGAAUUGUCUAUUAGAUAGGAUAGCAACUUCAUUUAUUACACACGAGCACCUUAUGUGGUGUAGUUUAAGGUCAAAUGAUGGGCCCAUUUUCAAAUGUAGUGUAUACACAAUGUAUACCUUACUCAUUAUCAUCAACAUUUUUUAAAAUAAUGUUAUUUGAAAUUUAAAUAAAUUCCUUCCGUAGUUUUUUGGGAAUGGCUAAGAAUGUUUCCGUGUUGACAAGGACAUUUCCACUUUUAUAAGGAUUGAAAUUAAAACUGUAUUUGUCAUAAUUGAUUCACAUUUCACUUCUAUAUCAUAUGGAUUGAAAGAAAAAAAACUCAGAAUUGAUUCAUAUCAUUUUUUAAAUGGUUUCUUGUAUAAUGUGCCUGAUUUGACUUUGUGUUUGAAGUCUUGUAUAAUGUAUCGGGGCCGACAUGAAAACAACCUCACUCAGUCAUAUGAUGUUAUUCUUUCGGUAGAAUGAUAAUUUAUAACAAGUUACCAUUAUGUCAGCUUCUGUCUUAUUGGUAGGAUCCCAGCUGGACAUUGCUGUUUACCACAAUUUGCAAUAUUGAUGCAGUGGCCUUAAUUGACCUGUUGGUUGAGAUAUACAUUGAACAACUCUCCUUUACAGAAUGUCCCUGUGAUGGUUACGUUACAAUCCAAUGUUUACUUCAGUCACACAGCUGUACCAUAGCCCUCAAACCAAACGUUUCUUUGUUUCUUUUGUGUACAGUAUUGAUAAUUUAUUACUGAAAUAAUUCGAAUGUUCUAGCUUUCUAAUUUUUAGUCAAUAUAAUAUGAUAUAAACCUGCGUCUACUUUUUGCUGAUGAUUAACAUAUAUUUUAUUAUUACACCAGUGGCACAAAUUUUUUUUUGGUAAAUUCAAUUAUAAUUUUGUUUCGGCAGUUAAAGCACACAGGACACCAGGACUGGUGUUCAUAUGCUUGAUAGUUACAGCAAAGAACCUCCUAUUAACAAAACAAAUUAAUCUCAUUUAGAAUGUUAGAUAUUUGAACUUAAUUUGAUACAAUAUCUUCAGCUUCAUAUAUCAUGGUUGAUUUGAUUAUUCCAAAGUCUUUCUUUGGGAUAAUCUACAUGAUACAUUGCCAAAAACUUUGUUCAAAAGGAAAUAGGACGAGACAUAACGAGCUAUUGCUGUUAAUGUGUGCUUUGUUAAAGAGGUUGAUAUGUUAAGGAAACCAGCAUCUUGUUUAAGGAUGUAUGGUAGCUUCACCAGAUACCUGUGAUUUUUGUAACAGUUAUCUCCCUUAAUGCUAGUGAUUUGUGUAAUAGUUCUCUCCGUUACAUAACUUGAUAUUAUCAUGAUUUAAGAGCUGCAAGAUUAUUAUAAAUCCUUUCAUUCUUCUAUACCUUUUAAAAAUAUCAUCUGUAAAUAAACUGACCAUAUAUAAAAGGCUUUUGAAAAAGUUUCUUUUUUGGGAAACUCUUUGUAGAGGAGAUGAAUGUAUCAGUCAGGUAGCAGACAUCCUUAUAAGUUAAGUGUUCCGAGUGGAAUUCAACAUUCCAAAGCUUUAGCAUUGUGUGGGAGUGUAAAGUCAUUAUGAACACGGAUAAGAUAUAUUUAGGUACCUAAAGUAUCGAACCAAAACCCUUCUAACAGCCUUAAAUGGUAUAAGAUUGCAUGUACAUGUAACAGGAAUUAGCCUUUUUCAAUUGAAUGUGCGUUUCAUAUAUCUACAUGUAUAUACAUGCAUGUUAAAACAGGAAAUACUUUUGAACAAGUUUUGAUGUUGGUAUUGGAAUUAUUAACUAAUUGAUAAAUGUGCUAGCCACAAUUUAGUUCCUUCUGUUUGUAUAUUUAUAUCUGGGGGGGGAAUGGUAUGAAAGGCAUAUAUACAAGUCACUCAGUGGCUUUGUUGGUACUGAGAAUUGAAGCCUACUGGAGAGGUGAUCAAUGGUGUAAUAACUUGUUCUGCCAUUAGCUAGGUUAAAAGUCUUAUUUUCUGUCUGUUGUAAAUAAACAACAAGGUACUAAAUUAUUCUUAGUACACGUAUUCCAGUGUUGGACCAAAACUAGAAAGUCACAAUCCAUUGUUGAAAGAAAGUUGUGGACGACAGCAGCUUUGUUUGGAGUAUGUAUAUAUUACAGUUCUGUAGAGUAGACUAAAUUAUUUGACUUGCUCUGUGAUCUCAACAGCUUACUUGGUACUGACUGUACAAAGAUGGUGUAUAUUAUUACAUAGAUUACUUUUACAUGGAGUUUUCUCCGCCGUGGCAGUCAUGCCUGUAUGAAUUUUGUGUUUGUGUAUAAAUUAUGGAUUAUGGAUUAUUAUGUACUCGCUCUUGUUUUGAUCCUGUUUUUUGUUUUAUUGUUUCAUGUUUGCAAAGGAAACAUUUUUUGUUUUAUUGUUUCUGGUACCGUAAAUCACUUUCCUUUUUGAUACUUUGCGAGGACACUCUUCACCAAAUGAAUAAAAAAAAAAUCCAUAAAAAUCAAUAUGGAUUAUUACUAUCGAUAUUGAAAAAGCAUCAUCACGAUAGCCAAUUAAAGUGUUCACAAAUUAAACCCACAGGCAUAUCUCACAAAGUACACACAAAGCUUGAAUGAUUUACUGUAUGUAUAGAAACAGUUUUUAUUUUUAUGUUUCAUGUAUGUAUUAGAAACUUUUUUCAGCAAACUCUGUUCAUACAGUUUAUACAGAUGUAUAAAACUUAUUCUCUUUUUGAGAGAUUAUAAAAUGUUUAGACAGAAGAUGCAGAAAUUUGUUUCUGUAAUUUUUGUCCUAGUCGGACUGAAGUGCUCAAAAUGAUAGUGGAAUGCUAUUGCAUAUGAGUAAUAAGGUGAAACAUAAAGCAUAUAGUUACCUGUUGUUUUCUUAAUACAAAUACUGGUUUUGGCAUAAAACCAAAACAUUAGGCAGAUAGAUGGUACAUGCACUGGGUAAAUGUUACAAGGUCUUGCUAAGCAGUAUCUGACCUAAAUUUGAGAACGUCAGGCUUUUUACUUUGUAAAAUGCUUUUCUGGGUAUCAGAUGCAAGGUUAUCCCGAUAAAAACUCAUUUUACAAAGUCGGCGGCCACUACUCAAGAUUUUUGCAAUUUACAUAAAUAGUAAACAUAUAUAUAUGUAUUUGUUUUUGUCACUUCAAUCGCUGUGGCCAGUGCCGAUCAUUGUUUUGUUUCCACCCAAAUGCUGGUGUAGUACCAGCUUCUAUGGUAUUAAACAGAAAACAAGGCUUACUUGUUUAUAUAUGUUGUCAGUGCUUGAUGCUGUAAAGUUUGGUGAUAACAUCAUUAUUGAAUAAAUAAUUUGAAUUAU